Portunus trituberculatus (swimming crab) is the source of this 2526-nucleotide messenger RNA. Its product is annotated as MOB kinase activator-like 2. NCBI's taxonomy places the organism in Eukaryota, Metazoa, Arthropoda, Malacostraca, Decapoda, Portunidae. The coding region runs from base 249 to 1667 and encodes 472 amino acids. Gene Ontology annotation, biological process: signal transduction; positive regulation of protein phosphorylation. Gene Ontology annotation, molecular function: protein kinase activator activity. Gene Ontology annotation, cellular component: cytoplasm; nucleus. The transcript has 4 exons. The record is from RefSeq and is a predicted model, not a curated record.
GCCGGGGCGGUGGCGGGGAGGGUGAGUCAGUGUGGUGAGUGCUGCCGCCGCGUGCACAUCACAGCUCCACCCGGUGCACUUCGACCCGUCCCGCCCCGCUACUCAUCUUGGAGUUUUGAGCCUCAGGGGAAGGCGCCCCCGAGACGAGAACAGUGUGCGCCACUUGGUGGCAGGGUGAUCCCACAGGCCCCACCCCGGGCCCGCUGGAGUGUGGUGAUGGGGACCACCCAGCCCCAGGGUGCUCCGCCAUGGUGACUGGGGCGUCCUGGGGCUCCUGGGACUCCUGGGGCUCUGGGUCCUCCUGCAGCAGCUGGCACUCUGCCUGUGGACCCCAGGAGCCUGGGGCAGACAAGGCCCCGUUGUGGUCCAGCCCCACCCCGGCGCCGUGGCCCCCGCCGCAGGACUCUCCUUGGUCGUUGCCCGUAGGGCUGACUGCCGCCCCUUCUGAAACCGCCCAGACUGUUCGGGCAGCCCAGGCGCGGCGGCCAUCGGUGGUGGCGGCGCUUCUGAGCCUGCAGCAGGCAUCAAACCGUCCUUCCUUGCCGCGCUCCGCCUCGGCACCUGCCGACCGCCCGCUCGCUGUAGAUGCCUCGGCCUUCAGUAGAUACUACGAGGACAGUGUGGUGUGCCCCAGGGACGUGGCGGAUGAUUCUGCAGCCCCAGAGCCUGUGGCCGGUCCGUGCGGCGGCCCCCUGUCCUCUCUGGCGUUAGUUCUUCCCGGCAGGCUAGAAGGCCUCGUGAAACUGCUGGCCCACUCCCUGCACCUGCUGCUGGCGGCGGUGUGCUCCAGGAAGGCGCGUCGCCAGAAGGAACGGGAUUGCCCGGCGGCGCAGGAGCAGGAGCACAAACUUUACCUGGAAGAGGCGGUGCUGAAGAGAAAGAUCCCUGAGACCGACCUUCGCCAACUAGUGGAGCUGCCGCCGGGCCUGGGCUACGAGGAAUGGCUCGCCUCCCACACAAUCGACUUCUUCCAGCACAUCAACUUGGUGUACGGGACGGUGUGUGAGUUCUGCACCAUGGGUGGGUGUCCAGACAUGACGGGUCCCGCCACCCGCCAGUAUCUUUGGUUUGAUGAGAAAGGGAAGAAGACAAGAGUGGCUGCGCCUCAGUACGUUGACUAUGUCAUGACCUUCACCCAGAAGACCAUCAAUGAUGAGUCCAUCUUCCCUACCAAGUUUGAGAAUGACUUCCCAGUAUCAUUUGAAUCAAUUGUUAAGAAGAUCCAGCGGCUGUUGUUCCACGUUCUGGCACACCUCUAUCACAGCCACUUCCGUGAGGUGGUGCUGCUAAAUCUGCAUGCACACCUCAACUGUAUCUUCGCACACUUCAUCCUCUUCAACGACCGCUUCAGACUCAUUGAGGAAAAGGAGACAGAGAUCCUGCAUGACUUGGUGGUGGCUCUUAGGCUGCAUCCAGAGAGUGAGGGGCCCUCGCCCACGCCAGCCCUUCCCACCGACAGUGAGUGUCCCGAAUCCACCGCCACCACCAGGGAAGAAGAAAGUGUUCCUGCCGUGGCACCAUCAGAGGAGCAACCCAAUAAGAGUGAGGAUGGAGCUGCAGUCAGUGAGGGUAGUGGUGGUGGGGCGGGGGCUGGAGCAGAGGAAGAAAAGGCUGGGGGAUCCGGGCCACCGCUCCUGGCUGGGGAGGUGCCAGACACUCGGCCAUAGUAAUUCCUCGGGCUAGCAAACUAAUGUGUGCGGGUGCCCUGGUCCCGCCCCACCCCAUCGGGGGGGGUGCCACGCUCGGGACGGCACCUUAGCCGGCCCGGGUGUGGGGCCCUGGGGGCCAGCCUGGGGCCUCGUGGGGUGUUGUGUACAUAAGUGUUGUAAAGUCUUAGAUCAUAACUAUUGCUAUACAAAAUACUAUUUAUAUUUAUCCUGCGUUAUCACAGAGCACACACUCACCAUGAAGUGCAUUGUUCCCCGCCCGGGCAGCCACCGGGCACCCCGGCCACCCUCGAGAGAGUCUGGAUGCAAACUUUAUUCUUGUGAUUUUAAUUGUCCCGAAGGAAAAUAUUCUCUGAUAAAGUCAAAGGUUCGGUUGGUGGAGGAACAGCCGUGUCUGGUUCCCGGGGCGGCCCCAGCCGGGCCCCUGGUGGGGCUGCCCCCCCCUGUAGGUCUCUGAGUCCUCACUAGUCCACAUGUGAUGCGUCUGUUAGUUUCCACAAGCAGUACAAACUUCCCCAGAAGUGUUUAGUUGUGGUGGAGGGGAGGCCUCGCCACAGUGUUCCUUGUGUUGGCUCCACCCUCGGUGUACUUAAUGAUAGUGAGCGCGAGUCACUACCAGCGUACCAACUCAGCAGGAAGGCCCUGCUGACCUUACCUCAGCAACCUGGCAGGCUUAACUACUACUGUUGGCUUUGUGUGUGUGUGUGUGUGUGUGUGUGUGUGUGUGUGUGUGUGUGUGUGUGUGUGUUUUAGGCUUCAAGCACAUACUCCAUAUAUUCAUGUUUCAUUUUGUCAUGAGCUAAGAAUAGCUGCAAAAAGUUCUGUAAUCAUAAUGCAAUAUAUUGCUUGUUAUUUUGGG